CUCCAUUUCAUCUACAUACAUAUAUACAUAAAUAGCUAUGAAGUGUGUGUUUAUGUGUGUGGUAUUGGUGAUUGUAGUGAUAAUGGGAGGAAGCACCUGGGCACAGGACACGUGCUCGUCAUCGCUGUCGAGUCUGAACGUGUGUACACCGUUCGUGGUGCCUGGCUCGACCGGGAACCCUAGCUCCGACUGUUGUGGCGCUCUUCAGAGCGUCAGUCGCGACUGCUUGUGCAGCACCCUCCGCAUUGCCUCUCGUAUCCCCGCCCAAUGCAACCUCCCUCCCUUCUCUUGCUCAAACUGAGCUUGGAACUUCAAUCAAACUUUGGACUCCUUUGCAAUAAAACUUGGAACUUACAUGUAACCAACAAAGAUGGUUUUUAUUUUGAGGAAUAAAACUACUUUUAUUA
Molecule: messenger RNA, 407 nt
Organism: Salvia hispanica
Lineage: Eukaryota; Viridiplantae; Streptophyta; Magnoliopsida; Lamiales; Lamiaceae
Product: stamen-specific protein FIL1-like
Source: RefSeq, a predicted model, not a curated record